AUGUGGUUCCCCUGUGUGGAAUGUCAUUUCAGUGCUAGGGUAGUUGCCUCUUCAGGUUUGAUCCAUGACUCCUUCUGUGCUCAACAUGUCCUCGUGCCUGAUAGGCAAAGCCCAGUUGCCACAACUGACGACCCCUGCUGUUCGAAAAUAUCUCUCCUUUUGCGCUCAUUUUCCACACAACUAAAAGACCUGUGCGCUUCUGUUGGCUGCCAACUCGACUUCAAACCUAUUCCGGCAUGAUCCAACAGCAAGAGUCACUGAACAGUUCACAACCUGCGGUAGGUGUCGUACGCCAAUCAUGCCUGAACUUACGCACCAGAUCACCGUUGAAUAAUGUCAUGUCAAAGCUCGACAACUUAUUGAACUACAAAAAGUACAAAAGGUGAUCACUGACAGUGGUUAAUCAAUCCAAGAAUGAGAAGCAUGUCUGCCGUGAUGUUGAGCAAAAUACAAGAAAGCCAGAAAGGGGGUGCACGAUGCUUACACCAAAUCCCAAUAAUAAAAGAAAAGAGGAAAAGCUGUAAGUAACACGACGAGCAGCAAAAUCCAAAAAAUAUUGAGCAGCCUCAAUCAAAGUACGUCCAGCUAGCGACUCAACUGAAUAUAUCUAUCUUGCAAUAAGCAUGAGUGCGACGCACAAUCGUUUUCACAAUGAUUUGUUGAUUGAUUCACACCAACGACAUCCUAUAAACCAUAUCUCUACACAAAGUCGUCGGAUUUGGAUCAGGUUCUUAGCCGGAGCCAUGUCGUCGCCCUCGUCAUUGCCUGACACUUCCGACGCCGACGUUUCUGACGGCCCCGGGCCGGCCAGCUCCAACCUCACGCUGAUGUACAUCAUCAUCGCCGUCGCCAUCGCCGUCGUGCUGUACUUCGCCGUCGGCUACGGCAGGUCGCUCCUAUCCGAGUGGCGCGCUCGUCACGGCGACGGCUCGCUUCCUGCCACCAACCUCGGGAUGAGCAUGGACGACAUCGCCGCGCUCCCCACCUUCACGUACAGGGCGCGAGCGGCGCCGACGCCGUCGCCCCAGGGCAACUGGGGCGGGAAGAGGAGGAGCGGCAGCAAGGGGAGGGCGGCGGCGGCGUCGGUGGAGUGCGUGGUAUGCCUGCAGGAGCUGGAGAACGGCGACGUGGUGCGCGUGCUGCCGGCGUGCAGGCACUUCUUCCAUGUCAGCUGCAUCGACGCCUGGCUGUGCGCACACUCGUCGUGCCCAGUGUGCCGCGCACACCCCGAGCCUGAGCGAGCGCGCCCCGGCGAGGCUGCCAUGUCGCCACCGUUGCCGCAGCUGCGUCGCUGCGACGUGUCGCCCGAGCGGCCUACGGCGACUAGAAUCUUCGCGGACAUAUUGGCACAAUCGCCGCUGAGGAUCGGAGGCUCGACGAGCGGGUCGAAGGAGAGGAUCUUGUCCAGGUCGCCGUCACCGGCACCCAUGGUGCGUGACUACGUCCUCUCGAUGUCUCCGUCGCGGACGCCGUUGACGCAUGGGAUGGUGGACGAACGGUGUUCGUUGUCGCAGUCGCCGCCCCAGAUGCUGGAGGUUGUGGUGGUUCGGUCGCCUUCUCCGAUGAGGUUCGGCCGUCAGCCUACGACGACGUGCGUUGGCGUGUUGGAAAGCACAGAUGCAAGUAUGUCGGCAUCGCUAUCCCCGCCGGCGACAUUUUUUACAGAGGAGUCGUCUUCUAAAUUGUCACCGGAAGUGCCAUAGCCAUACUAAGUAGCAAGUAUGUACAGGAACAGAGGCAGCAAAUGUUACAUUGCCACCUACUGUCCAUUUAGUUGCACAGUGUGCAUUAAGAUAGAAUGAACAAUGGCUGUCACCAUUGCUUUAAGGUGCAUUUUGGAGCUUGUUAUCCGAUUCUUAGCGCCUGAUCAUUUUGCUGCAAAGAAUGUAAAUAUUCAGUAUCGAGCAUGUUUGACAAAGAAAGAGCAAAGUGCCCUUAAAGCUUUCUUUCUCCCAGUUCAUGAAU
Molecule: messenger RNA, 1965 nt
Organism: Lolium perenne
Lineage: Eukaryota; Viridiplantae; Streptophyta; Magnoliopsida; Poales; Poaceae
Source: RefSeq, a predicted model, not a curated record